AUGGCGGCUAAUUUCGACGCCCAGAAGCAGGAGAGCUGGUAUUUCGGCCCCAUGAGGCGAGACCAGGCCGUGUCGCUGCUGCUAGGCCAGAAGCACGGCACUUUCCUGGUGAGGGACAGCCGCACCAUCCCGGGAGACUACGUGCUGAGCGUCAGCGAGAACUCGAAGGUGUCACAUUAUAUCAUCAACAGCCGGCAGCAGCAAGGCCCAGGCCCCGGGCCCGGCCGCUACCGGAUCGGCGACCAGGAAUUCGAGCACCUACAAGGACUGCUGGAGUUCUACAAGAUCCAUUACCUGGACACCACCACCCUGCUGGAGCCCGUCCACAUGCCCACGCCGUACAUCGCUCCCAACCUGGGCCAUCGCAUCCCGCUGGAGGAGGCCGAGUUCGUCCGCGCCCUCUUCGACUUCCCGGGCAACGACGAGGAGGACCUGCCGUUUCGCAAGGGCGACGUGCUCCGCAUCCUGGACAAGCCCGAGGACCAGUGGUGGAACGCUCAGAACGGCGAAGGCCGCUGCGGCAUGAUCCCCGUGCCUUACGUGGAGAAAUGCCGGCCCAGCUCGCUGCUCGGCCCGGCUAACAGCCCGGAGAGCGGGCAGGCGGCGGCCCAGCAGCAACCGGGGGCCGGGGGAACCGGGCAGCCGGAGUUCGGGCCCUACGCCCAGCCCAGUGUCAGCGCCUCGCUGCCCAACCUACAGAACGGGCCGGUCUAUGCCCGCGCCUUCCAGAAACGGGUCCCCAACGCCUACGACAAGACAGCCCUGGCUCUAGAGGUUGGUGAUCUAGUGAAGGUAACCAAGAUCAAUGUGAAUGGCCAGUGGGAAGGAGAGUGCAAUGGUAAACACGGUCACUUUCCUUUCACCCAUGUUCGACUUCUGGAUCAACAGAACCCUGAGGAGGACCUAAGCUGAUAACCAUUAGAGAGACACUAAUGUGGGCAACUGACAUGUCUACACUGGAGAUGGACCUUCAACUGUACGGUGCACAUAAACAACUCUGACGCCAGGUUUUUUUUAAGAGAACUCUAAGCACAGAACUAUUGCUUUACAGUUUCACCGUGAGGCCAAGUUUAACCUCAAAUAAAUGAAAUACUACUUGCUCCAAUUGCAGCCUGCUCCCAGAACCUUGAGCUUUGCCAAAAAUAAAAAGCCAAGUCUUUAAAAGAAAAUGCAAACAUAGAUUGUGUUCUAAGUGCUGUUUUGUCUGGGUUAGCUGCAAAAUGAAACACUAAGUAGCUAACACUAAAUGAGGAGAGGGUCAGCAGAUUUCAGCCAUGAGCUUGCUCCUACUAAUAAUGUAGAGACAUUUCACAAAGGUGGCCAAGAACAUAAAUUUCAGGUUAGUGUUUUAGAUUCUUGGUGGACCCAUGCCUCAUGUCAGGUGUUUCGGUACACUUGGACAUUGCAGGACGGUUUCUGAAAAAUAUUAAUGUAAGUGCUCUACAGGUGUAUUACUCGGUCUGUUCCUGCCCUUAGACUGCUAGUUGGGGUCCAAGAUGCCUUGUGUUCCCAUCCUUACCUUGAAUAAAGUUGCAUUACUCUUCUGAAGCAAGUACAAGUUUCACAGCAUGUGAAAAACUGACAAGAUUAUACAGGAAGAUGUAAAGAAAAGCUAAAUACUUGGAAGCAUUCUUCUGAACUGACCUUGGUGUUUUAAUGUCUUAUUGAUGUUUGCUUCAACAUAACAGCUUAGUUAAGUAUCAUUUAGCAGUUGUACUCUAACUUCCUUACAAAGUCCAGUGCUCAAAUUAUUUUCUUUUUUUUGCCUUAUUCCAACUCUUCUGAUUUCAAAUUGUAAUGAAAUUCUUUUUUUUUAGUUUUGUGACUUAGUCAACCAGGACAUGGAUAGAUUUAUUGUUCCAGGUUUGCUUAGUGACCGCUUUUCCUUGGUCCCACUGGCUGUGAACGUUUCAGUAGUUUGCAGAAUGCACCACGAAGAUACAGCAUUUGAGAUGGAUCAGGGUUGGAAUUACUCCUGGAGAAUUCUUUAUAGCUUGUUGUCGAAUCUUAGAAAGGUUUGGAGUAUUGAUUAAGAGGGUGGGAGAGACCAUUUCCUUCAGUAACAUCUAAUGGGCACCAAAGUUGAACAUUUAGUUUUAUGUCAUUUCAAUUAUCGCCAUUUGGUCAUUUGAAACCUAUCCAAUUGGUAACCUUGCGGCAACUGGAUUUUCCACCACCCCAGUCCCUGCCAUGCUAGUCUUCAGGAUGGUGUUUUAUUCCAUGUUUACAGCUGUUGUUCACCUUUGUCUUUAUCAUCCGUAAUCAGUGCCAUGAGCUACAUUUUAAUCUGGGCUGCCUGUGUGCAGAAUGCUAUCAUGAGAGUCAGAUUGGAAAAUGGAAAUUGAACACGUGAUUUGCUUGUAUCUCACGUCGGCCAUUAGUUUUCAGCUGACAUCCCAUUACUCAGGCUCACAAGUAUUGAAAGACCUCCACUUUCCCAUUCCAAAAGCCACACAAAUGUGUGGCAAGUAAUUUUCAAAGCAUCAAAAAAAAUUACAGAACUAUAGAAGGGAUAGCACUGAUUUCUGCUGACAGUAAUGAAUUUCGUAAUCACAGUAAUAGGCAGAGUGUAGACUGUACACCACUAACCUAUGCUUGGAACACCCAAAACAAAAUGCCUACUGUUAGAUGUGAUUCUGUGAUUGGGCAGCACUUGCUGAACAAGCCUGAGUAUGCUAAUAGCUACACUAACAACCAAUUUAAGAUAAUCAGUCAAGCUUGUAGCGUAGUUCAUUUACACUUUCUAGAAGUGACAUACAUUCAUGCACAGGUUCCUGAUCUCUGCAAACAAAAGGAAUAUGUUCAAGCCUUGCACUUUUUUUUUUGAACUACCUGGGAGCUUGGAGAUUCUAUAGUUCCCUGCUGUUUUCUCCAUGGCACAACUCUGCCAACCAGAAUCCACUUGCCAACCAAUCAGCAUCUUUUUUCCUGUGGUAUAAAUUGGUGUGAUUGUUUGAAAUUUGGCAUUCUUGAGUUUGUCCUAAUGUGUGCAAGGUAUAAAGCUUCAGCAGCAAGAUUCACAGUCUGUACUACCAAGCGAAAAACAUAGUAUUGCCUGGAAAAUGUAUUUGAAGAAUUUGGAUUUUGGUCUGCAAAUGUGGUUUGGUAUGACAGACUGACGUAGAUUUGGGUGGAGAGGUGACAUUGCCCAUCUUCACGUUCUUUUUCCUCGUGUGCUCACACUGGAAUAUAAAGGGGAUCUGAAUGUCAACUUUUCUGAGGUGCUUAAGGCAACGCUGAAGAGAACUUUCAUGAGUUACUUGCAGCUUGACAAGUGCAAUGACUUCCCAACUUUCCUAAAUUAACUUCUUUUAUGCAUUUUUUUAAAAUCAGUCAGUCAACAGUGGAACAAUAGGAGUGGAAUGCACCUGUUGGAAAAGUUGUUCAUUAGGUUAGGGAACAGCUGCAAUAUGUCAACAAAGAUCAAAUUCUCUGGUAAACCAAGUUGAGGUGGUGGCUGAAACCUUAAAGUAUUGGAGGUAAAGGGCUAGAUACCAGUUGUUGGCUUGUUGCCACAUUUGUCCCUUUUAUCCUUUUGGCUAGGAGGUAGUGAUUCUUUCCAUGGAAGUAUUGAUGAAUGUGGGCUUUGCUUCCUGUUGGUCACUCACCUCAUCCUAGCUGCAACAAAACACAUCCUGGGGCUGUUGUGCAUCUGUGCCAAUCAGUAUUUCAAUAAUGUAUUAAAUCAUCAUGGUCCUUCAAUGGUAGUCUCACAAUCAUGUUUUACUGAUUAAACUUUCACCCUAAAUCAAUACGCUGUCAACAGUAGUGCAAAUAGUAUUGAGUUUGAUGCUUUAAUGAAGAUAUUGAAGCUUCCAUUCUUGUGGGAGAUGAGGGGGGGAUGGUUAAUAAUUUUAGCUAAGCUUCUGAGUUUGGUGCAUCUUUUCUGCUUCGCUCCAUUGCACACACUGAUGUUGUUUCAAUACCACUCAGCAAUAAUUUUUGUGACAUUUGAAGUUCUUUUCUCAAAUCUUUGGGUGUUAUUCUCUAUUGCAGUCCACUUACAGCAUCCCUCUGUGCUACUUUUAUGUUCACUAAAACCGGCUUAUGUGCUGAACUGCCCUUUGUUGGCCAGGAUCCUGGACAACAUACAGUAACUCGGCAUGGACCAGCGUUGCAAUCUGCUCAAAUCACUGGAUGAAGUUGCUGAACCGUUAGCAGAGCUGCAAUAAUUAACUUCAAAAAAUAGCACUAAAUUUCAGCCCCUUUGGUUUUUUUUGUCAUUCUGUUGGGCAAAGGGGCAGGGAACACAUCUGGAUUUCGGCCCAUGCCUGGUGUAUCUCUUGUGACAGGUAAUUUUGUCCUGCAGAUUUUUAAAUAUAUUGUACUGUAAAGCCUGAGUAAGAAUUCAUAAACCCUCUGCCUGACACCCACCUUUUGCUAUUUACUAGUCAAAUCCAGCCUAUUUUAAAAAAAUAUAUAUUCAUUUGUGGAAUGUGGGCGUUACUGGCUAGACCAGCAUUUAUUGCCCUUGCCCCUGCUUUGAAUGGGUGUUCUUGCGGACCCAGGAGAAAUAGGAUCCAAAAUGAUGCAGAGAUUAUUGAAGGUCAGUAGUUUGUGUACUGGACUACUGACGCUAGCUGCUAUCACCCUAAAUAGUGCCUUUUAAAUGUCUAGGUAAUGAGUCCGAUUAAUCAAAUUCUGUUAAUAUCAUAGUCACUGUCUCUUGCGUUAAACCAACCGCUGGUCCAAUAACCCUCUGUGGGCUGAUUUUUCUCCAAGCUGUUUCUGCUCAGGAUUGCUAGAACAGCCUUCUAGAUUUAGGCUUAAAGGUGAGCAAUGGUGAACUGCACUGUGACAGCAGCUCUGUCAGAAGCAGCAACUAAUCACUACAUAGCAUCUAGUUGUGCUAUAGCAACUAAAAUAUUUCAACACACUUUCACUUCUUUUAAUGGGAGUCUUUACCACAUACCUUAAUGGAAUUGGACUACAGUUCUUUAAUUAUAAGGAUUGUUUUUUUUCCUGCAGGAUUUUCUACUUACUUUUGACUUGGCCAUGGAUUGUGUCCAACAGAAUCUGAAGCUGUCCUCAGUCCAAUGGGCUGUGAUAGGGUCCUAAUGAUUAAAAUCUCUCCCCUGAUGAAGAGCAUUAAUUCGCCACGUCUUUGGUUCAUUCAUCACGUGAUUGGACAGCACUGCUCCAGACCACACUCACCUCCAUUUUAUUGCUACUUACAUUGAUGUGGGAAGGGGGAACUGAGAGUAUUACUUGAUAUUUUUCUACACUGCACUAUGUUUGCAACCUAUCCACCCAAUAACCCAUCUUCUUUCUCAGUUUAUCAUGGCUCUUAUUUGGUAUUUAAGAAAAGCUUCACUUUUGUGCCAAUCUAGUAUUCAAAAGUUGUGAAUUAUGGGAUCUGAAAGCUUGGACUUGUUCUAUCUGAUGGCCUCAUCACUGCAAACACUAAACACAGCGACUGAGCUGUUGAGCUCACCCACUCUGAAUGUUUAUUUUUUGAUAACUUUUUUCAGCCACUACAUGUGAUUUGCACAGCUAAUUGAACUCGAACACUUUUUAUUUAGAGAGAAACACUUUUGUAGACAUUGGUUAUUUUCUAGCAGUGAAUUUAAAAAAAAAAUUAAAUCAUUUGUUUCUGAUGUUAGCAGUAAUCAGUGCCAUUGUAGGCGCAGCAUUAACUGCUCCUCUGUCAUCAGGCAGUGUGUGACUGGCAACAAAGAGCGCAUGGGAAACCGCUGGUAAAUCAAUCAGUCACUGAAUAUUCAACUACAAACCCCUUCCACCCAGUUACAAAAAACUUCAAUUAUCUGACUUUGCAGUAUUGAUGUCUGAGCGCAGUUUGUUUUUUUUGUUGAUGCUGGAUGUUUCAAUGCACUUGAGUGAAUCAUUCAACAUCAGUAAUCAUUCCUGCACAAGCCUGAUCUACCUAGGUCUAUAUAACAUGAGCAAUGACAGUAUCAGAACACUUGUGCUGCAAGGUGGCAAUGUAAAAGUGCAGCAAAGUGAGUGUCUGAUGGGCCAGGGAUGACUAGAAAUUACGUACUAGAAAGGUGAUUUUCCUCCCAUUUACUGUAAUAAUUACUGGCAAUUUUUCUCAACGCUGGAAUUACAAAGGUCGAAUGGCAUCUGAGAGGAAAAGAUCAGUUAAUGUUUUGGUGAGACUGUCAGUUGAUUGGAGGGGAUGGGUCUCGCCUGCCUCUCGGGUGUUCUUGACUGUAUGGUGCUGUGUUGGGGUAAUGCUCUUGUACCGUGAUUUUCCUCUCCAGCAUAUAUGGUAACGGUCAUCCUGGUGUCUGCAAGACAAAUCAGACUUGGUAUCACAAUUUCUGAUAACCUGAAGCUUUCCUCUGGUCACUCGCACAGAGACCCACUUUGCAAAGCACUGUCACCCUAACUGCUGAGACUUGAACUUAAAGUAAUUGUCUAUUAUACAUAGAAAUAACAACAAAAACGUGCUGCCCACCCCAACUAGUCCAUUCUGACAUUCACUGUUCAACCUAAAAGAUCAAUGUGUCCUGGUGGGGCCACUUACCUUACUGGGAAAUGGUGUGUGGCUGCCAGCCGAAAAGAUGACCCACCCACCUACACUGCAGAUUAUGAAAUAAACUGCAUUUCUGUUGAUGCUCAGUGGAUGAAUGCAUUAUCUGUUGUGGUAUUGAGCCAUACAUACCAGAAAGACACUAACUUCUAAUCCUGGUCUGUGAAAUAUUAGCUGAACUCAGUGUGGAGGGGGAGCUGGGGAGGAAGAAGCACUAAUUGACUGACCAAAAUGGGGAGGGAAUUUACCAGAGUUACCAUUCCUUCCUGCUUACUGUCCAGUGAUCACUUUGAGGAAGUGUGUGAAUGUUAAGUGAGGUCAGGAUGAUCCCCUACACUGCCAUGCCACCCCCUAUAUCGAAGAGCUUGUUGCCACAGACUGCCAGAGCUCCCACCUCAUUAGGCACGGUUGCAGGAUUGCAUGUUGGCUGGGGGCUGUGUAGCUGUUAUCCGACUGAGGGUUCUGCAUUUUCAGGACAGUGGGGAUAUGGAGCAAAUUCCUGCAGCAGCAGAGAGUGGCUGAAUUUCUCUGCAUUGCAGCAAUAUGUGGCUUCAGGUCAGUUGGCAAAGAUGCGUGGGGAACUUCAUACGUCUAAGAUCCUGAUGUUAACUGAGAAUUGCUGAGGCUGUCUAGCCUGUGAACUGUUUGAUUUGAAUAAAGUUUUGAGCCUCAAGAUUGGAACAGAAUUAAAUUCUUCGUGCUCAUUUAUAAUAAUACAGCAGAAACUCCUCCAUAAAUUGCAGGACCCCUAGACCGUAAGUAUAACAGUCAAUCAGUUCAUCUUGUCACUUCAAAGUGACAAACAACUGUUAACCCCGCACCAUGAAAUCUUUCAAUUUUUCGAGGGACGGAGGACCGGGGAAAGGAUUUGAGCUAUAUGUUUGGCCUCUGUGUAUAGAUCAUAUACCAGUUAUAAGGGAUAUGUAAAUAUAAAAAUAUUAACCUGAUAUUUUGCCUGCACAGCAAGAUAGCAGUGUCCUUUCUAUUUGAAGCUUAUCUGCAUGGAUGUGACCCAUUAGUUUAAGGACCUAAGGGUGCAGGUAACUUUGUUUUUGUUUGUUGGAGUACUGGGGUGUACAUACAAGGGAAGUGGAGAUUCCCAAGUUUCCCAUCUCUUCUCACCCCUGGCUUGUGUGCUGCGUUAGCUCACUUCAACCAGGACAGCAAUGGGACUGAGGACCCCACAGUUGGGCCCGGUACUAUUGGUUUAAGUUUGGGCAAAAUCAGCCAGGUUUUCUGCUCCUGAACAGGAUUGUCACCUUGCUGUGGGCUGGAUGUCAGCUCAAGUGGGUAUUGAGUUUCAAGGUGAUACCACCACCCUGCCAACGCUCAUUUGGGAAAAGCACAGCAAGUUGCCAGUGUAUGUGUGCUUGUACCCAAAUCUGCUGUCUGUUCUGCAAGGAAAGGAUCGGAACCAGAGAAGUGUAUAGAGGUAGUGAGUUAUAUUGGGAAUAUUUUUUUCCAGCUUCUGGUGGGCUGGAGUAAUGUGGAAAUGGAUAAUGCAGGGUGUGGAUUGGUUUGAGUCAGGCACCACAUGAACCAAUCAAGACUUAGUGGUAAUUUGACUUUUUUAUUGUGUCUGCCUGAUGCACCUCCCUGGCCCCGCCCCCACCCCCACCCCACCCCCAAAACCCCCACCCUGGCCUGUUGUGGACUGAUUUAAGGGAACAGUCCAGGCAUUAAAAAGUAGAUAUAAUUUUCUCUCCAGUUCUAUUCAGGGCUGGCCCCAUAUUUUGGGGUUCUGUUUGGUGCCAUCCAAAUGUGACCCAAAGUGAGUGGCUGCAGAAUGCUGGAAGGAAAGCAAGCAACACAUUUCUAUCUUGUGAUUAAUGUGUUUUUUGUUCAAAGCCAGAGAUUGAAAGUGAGGAACUCUGGAUAUUUUCUGGGGAGAGGGUUUGAUUUCUGACUGGUUUUAAAUACUGUUCUCCCUCAGUAAAUGUCAAUCAAUGUUUUAAAAUGCUGUUAUUUUUGUAAUUGUACUGUACCCUUGUUAAUCUGUUAGGAGGGGUAAUUCUGGGUUAUUACUGUGGAGAUCUUAUGCAUUGUGUUAAUAUGAAGAGAUGUCAUCUGCAACACUAUACCCUCCAUGACAAUUAAAAUCCAGCUUUAUUUUCUGUAGCAUGUACUGUAAUGUAUGUUUAUUAUACCUAGCAAAUAAAAUCACUUGAGAAAUGA
Molecule: messenger RNA, 8671 nt
Organism: Carcharodon carcharias (great white shark)
Lineage: Eukaryota; Metazoa; Chordata; Chondrichthyes; Lamniformes; Lamnidae
Gene: crk
Product: v-crk avian sarcoma virus CT10 oncogene homolog
Exons: 3
Coding region: 1-912 (303 amino acids)
Molecular function (GO): protein binding
Source: RefSeq, a predicted model, not a curated record